Molecule: messenger RNA, 462 nt
Organism: Malus domestica (apple)
Lineage: Eukaryota; Viridiplantae; Streptophyta; Magnoliopsida; Rosales; Rosaceae
Source: RefSeq, a predicted model, not a curated record
AUGACAAACGAGUCAGUUAAACCCAGCAGCCACUCCUCAACCGAUCACGGAGGCAGCAGGAACGACAAGCAACUGGACAAAGAAAUCGGAGACAUGGUCUCCGCCAUCACCAACCGAGUCACGGACAUCCACAAGUCUGGCUCCAUCCACCACGAGGACGAGGACGAAGAUGGCGUCAGGAUCAUCACCCUUGCAGGAUCCAACACCGGAGCUACAUUGAGGGGUGAGCUAGAUCAUGAGAACGUUAACAAACUUGCAGGGCUUCAUGGUGGCGGUCCGGCUUUGGAAGAGGCUGAUGGGCUGAGCACUUAUGUGAACAGCAACUUCCAGGCCGUGAACAACUCCCUCAUGAUGGGCGGCAACUACACCACGAAUGACCCCGGCGUUCGCAUGGACAUCACAGAUGUUGUGGAGCCGCACGGCGGGCAUUGUGGGAAGCCGGAGAAGCGGGGAGUGGCUUAA